CGCACAGAGAGUCCGGUGGGGGGGGGGGGGGGCGCAAGGCUUGUGAACGGCCGGCCGGUCCAGCUGCACUCUCUCCUCUCUGCUGCUGCUGCCUCGGGGGGAAUUAAUUUAUUUCAAAACAACCACACAAGAGGAGGUGUACUGCUGAAUAAAGGGCCGCUGACAGAGAGGGGUAAGAAGAUGACGAACGAGUUUUGGGACCCGCUGUAAUGAGAGAAAAGAAGGCGAAAUGGCAGUGCAUGUUUUCAAAUGCCUGCGCCGGCCCGGGCGCUAGAACAACCAACAGGUAGUAGGAGCUCGAGUUUUGUCACGUUAUCGUCCGAGUCAAAUGGCGGCAGGUGGAGUUCAAAACCGACUGACUUGGCAGGCGUCUGCGGUAUCUGUGUUUGUUUGAAAGUGUGUAGGGCCACCCACUGUUUUGACAGAAGAGUUAUGGAAUAUGAGGAGCCCGACGUGCCCCCCGCUGACAACCCCAUUAAAAGAGCUCAGAUUGAAGUUAUCCCAUGUAAGAUCUGCGGGGAUAAAUCCUCUGGAGUACAUUAUGGAGUCAUCACUUGUGAGGGCUGCAAGGGAUUUUUCCGGCGUAGCCAGCUGCCUACUGUAUCCUACUCCUGCUCCAGGCAGAACAACUGUCAGAUCGACCGGGCCAGCCGCAACCGCUGCCAACACUGCCGCCUGCAGAAGUGCUUAGACCAGGGCAUGAGCAGAGAUGCGGUGAAGUUCGGACGGAUGUCCAAACGUCAGCGGGACUCUCUGAUCGCUGAAGUGGAGAGGCACCGACAGCAGCAGCAGCAGCAGCAACAACAGCAACAGCUUCAGGGAGACGCCCAUUCUCUCUUGUCCUUCCCCACCAAGGCUCUUCAAGACCGCUCCCCACAGCUCCUUCAGCCCAUGGCCUCAGCCUACUCCUUCACUGGGGGGGCCGAGCUGCUGUCCUACAACGCUGAUGUUCACCCUUACCUGGUGUGCUCCCCGAACGAGACGCAGGUGUCGGGUAUGAUCUUCCGAGGCUCAGGUGUGUCUCCCACAUCGAGAUCUCAGGAGAGGGGGGACAACAGCGGACACCCUGACAUAAGAGAAUUUGACUCCAGACAGCCAUCUCAUGAUCUGGUGGCGAUUCAUUCCUACAGUCCCCUGGAGGAUCCUUACAACCUCUAUCCUCACUCUCUGAGAAGCAUAGAUGAGCUGUGUGCCAGCAUUGUGCGUUCUCACAGAGAGACCAGCAAGUACAGAGUGGAGGAGCUGCAGGCUCUCAGAUGGAAACUGUUUAGCAGAGAGGAGAUCCAAGCCUACCAGAGCAAAUCGGUGGAUGACAUGUGGCAGCACUGCGCCAUCCGACUGACUGAUGCCGUGCAGUAUGUUGUGGAGUUCGCAAAACACAUCCCAGGCUUCCGUAUGCUCAGUCAGAAUGACCAGAUUGCUCUCCUGAAGACUGGCUCCAUGGAGGUGGUUUUGGUCAGGAUGAGCCGCUUCUUCAACACCGAGAACAGCACCGUCUUCUUCGACGGGAAAUUUGCUGGAGCUGAAGUCUUCAAGUCUUUGGCAUGUGGGGAUUUAAUCACAGCAGUGUUUGACUUUGCUCAUGGUAUGUGUGCUUUAAAGCUCACAGAUCAGCAGAUCGCUCUAUUCAGUGCUCUGGUGCUGAUCAACUCAGAUCGUCCAUGUUUGGAGGACAGAGGCAAAGUUCAGCGAGUGCAAAGAAGCGUAGAGUUUGGACUCACACACAUUCUACACAGAGACAACCAAGAAAGUCUAAUGCACAAGCUGUACCAGAGGAUGGCAGUGUUGCGUUCACUGUGCAGUCUGCACAUGGAGAAGCUGCGCUGGUUCAGUCUGCGUUACCCGCUCACUGCUCACUCUCUUUUCCCUCCACUUUACAAAGAGCUGUUCGCCUCUGAGGCAGAGCUGCUGCCGGCAACCAUUCACUGAUAAUUCACUAGAAUAUGCAAAGACACACAUGCACACAUUAUUUCAAGUCUCAUCAUUACUUCUUGACAGAAUCUAUUUUUCUAAUAAUGACAAUAAAUGAGAAAAGCACAGUAACCAUAGCGUGUUAAAUAGGCUACAUGAAUUCCAGCAAAGCUUUUUUGGUAGAUUGUGUCGAACAUAAAUUUCAAUAUUUUGAUAGCUGAAAACUAUUUUGAUUAUUCCAGGGAAAUUGUCGUUGACAGCACAUUGCCAGUCAGGUACGGUAUUCAUUUUCUCUCAGGAUGUGCUCUUGCGAGUCACAGUUACUAGGUGUCACAGUGCCUCGAUCAUAGAGAUUCAGAGGCAGGACACCGACUGUUGUCAACUGAAAUUUAGAACGGUAUUCCAACCAGAAUCUAUCUUUAUAGUAGAAAACACUGACCUCCUGUAGAAUCAAAAGGUGACUCGUUGCCAUCAGUAAAUAAUAUACGUAUAUAUACACUGUACAAAUAGAAAAAUAAAAUAGAUCUCUCACUCUUCCAGAAGCCUGCAAAAUAGCCUGCACCCACAAAUUACAUACAUAUUUAAAGGUUGUUAAUAUAUUGCAUAAUACAUUCUCUCUUGAAAACAGGAAACAUUGGUAUGUGUUAUUACAUAUUUAGUGUUGAACAAACCCAGAAAACAAGAGACAACCUGCCUCUUUUUGCCUCUAUUUGUACGUCUGUAGAGAAGUGUCUCUCCUCAGGUUGAUAAUAAGUCCCACAAAGCAGCAGAACUUCUCAAAUGUUAUUCUUUGUGUUUAAAUAAAUCCUCACAGGCGUUUAUGUCUUUUGAGCUUAAACAUAUUUUGCAUUAAAUGUAGAAAUUGAAUUUAAAGUGCGAGAGGUACAGUAGAAGUCUCUUCCACCGUGUGCAAACCUUUCCUUUUUUCAGAUUAUGUUACAUAUUUUAUGUUUUGUUUCCUUUACAUAUCUUUGACUAAAGCCAUAAGUAAAGAUAUAAUGAGAGGCUUCAGCAUUAAGUACUGUAUGUUCGGAUGUAGUCCUCUCUGUUCCUGGAACAGCUGAGAUUGUGGUGAAGAUAAUUCCAUGUAAAUCUUCUAAUAAAUGAGGCUGGGAAACCAAGUA
Messenger RNA from Etheostoma spectabile (orangethroat darter), 3035 nucleotides. RefSeq names its product RAR-related orphan receptor C (gene rorc). Gene Ontology annotation, biological process: regulation of transcription by RNA polymerase II. The coding region runs from base 250 to 1929 and encodes 559 amino acids. The record is from RefSeq and is a predicted model, not a curated record. The transcript is spliced from 11 exons. Gene Ontology annotation, molecular function: zinc ion binding; RNA polymerase II cis-regulatory region sequence-specific DNA binding; nuclear receptor activity. NCBI's taxonomy places the organism in Eukaryota, Metazoa, Chordata, Actinopteri, Perciformes, Percidae. Gene Ontology annotation, cellular component: nucleus.